CUGCCUUUGAUUGCAAUCACCGACGGCUCCUUGCAGAAGGAUUUUAGGCUUGUCCACUUGGCAAUUGGUCUUUCACUUGGGGUGUUCUUGGUUAUAUUUCACCUUUCUUCAUCUGGCAUUGCUCUCUCCACCCUCAUUCCUCAUCCCGCUGCCAGAUUGAUCUGCUUCCAGUCAGUAUAUCGGAGUGGAAUAAACACACUAGCUAUCAGUCAUCAUGGAAGACCAGGACGUCUCCCAGUCCAUUAGCGCAGACGAGAUCGCCCUCUACGAUCGUCAAAUUCGCCUCUGGGGUGUGCAAGCCCAGGAAAAGAUUCGAUCUGCCAAUAUCCUCCUCAUCACCUUCAAAGCGUUGGCGAACGAAGUCGCAAAGAACCUGGUCCUGGCUGGCAUCGGCACCCUAACAAUCAUUGACCAUGAGACCGUCAAAGAGGAGGAUCUGGGAGCGCAGUUUUUCAUCAGUGAGGAGAGCCUUGGGCAAAAUCGCGCUCAAGCAGCAGAGCCCUCUGUCCACGCCAUGAACCCGCGGGUAAAACUCCACAUCGACACGGAGGACGUGCGCGCGAAACAACCGGAAUUCUUCUCACAAUUCGACGUGAUCAUCGCAACGGAACUCGACUUUGCGACCUACACGACCAUAAACGCCGCCUGUCGCAUCGCCCAGCGUCCCUUCUACGCAGCGGGGCUGCACGGCUUCUACGGCUUCAUCUUCGCCGAUCUCAUCUCGCACGACUUUGUCAUCGAACGAGCCAAAUCCAACGUCGUAUCAGCCACGCGCGAAACCCCCACACGGAGCAUCGUCAACGUGACGACCAAAAAGGAAAAUGACAAGGUCAUCGAAAUGGUCACCAAGCGCGAGACCUACUCCCCGCUCCUCCUCGCCAACACCUCCCCCCUCCCGGAAGACUUCACCCGUCUCCCCCGCCGCCGACGACAAGUAACGCCACUCCUCACCUGCCUGCGCGCCCUCUGGGAAUUCCAAAAGCUCUCCGGCGGCGCCCUCCCGACCUUCAACGCGCAGGAUCUCGAAACCUUCACCAAGCUCGCCCGUGACGCGCACCACGAGCUCCAACUCGACAUCGCCACGCUCGACUCCGCCUUCCUGCGCACCUUCCUCCAAAACCUCGGCAGCGAGCUCAGCUCCGUCGCGACCUUCAUCGGCGGCAAACUCGCCCAAGACGUCAUCAACGUGCUCAGCGCCCGCGAACAACCCAUCCAGAACCUCCUCCUCUUCGACGGCGACAAGACCGUCUCUCCCAUCUACCCGCUCCAUCCUUUCUUCCCAUCCAGCAUGCCCAACGACCUCGCUGCCGUGCCACCCGCCGCGAACGCAAUCUCCCUCGACGACCCUACCCCGCCAUCGACGACCACCGUACCCGUCACGCUCCCCAUACACGAGAAUGCCGAAAACACGAACAACCAAACUGGGAAUGGAAACGGACAGGAGAAUACCAUGUGAGGGACGGCAGAAAACAGAACUAGGAAACUAGGGGCAGGAAAGAUAUUCACGAAGUGUACGAUAGAUAGAUAGACAUGAAUCACAGGAUUGGGAUACCUUUCGAC
Molecule: messenger RNA, 1560 nt
Organism: Aspergillus campestris IBT 28561
Lineage: Eukaryota; Fungi; Ascomycota; Eurotiomycetes; Eurotiales; Aspergillaceae
Product: ubiquitin-activating E1 family protein
Exons: 4
Coding region: 215-1456 (413 amino acids)
Biological process (GO): protein sumoylation
Cellular component (GO): SUMO activating enzyme complex; cytoplasm
Molecular function (GO): SUMO activating enzyme activity
Source: RefSeq, a predicted model, not a curated record